Molecule: messenger RNA, 2774 nt
Organism: Plectropomus leopardus (leopard coralgrouper)
Lineage: Eukaryota; Metazoa; Chordata; Actinopteri; Perciformes; Serranidae
Gene: ccdc61
Product: coiled-coil domain containing 61
Cellular component (GO): ciliary basal body
Source: RefSeq, a predicted model, not a curated record
GCAGAGCCACAGCAAAGUGAAGAAGAAGAAUUUAACGGUUCCCGGUUGUUGAACCGCUCCCGUCUCCACGGUGGCGGUGGACUCCGGACUGUUUUGGACUGCAUUGUCACAUUACCACACAUCAGGCGGCUAGCUGUUUCAUGUGCCUCACCUAGCUAACGCACCGAGCGAGCUAUGUGCUGACAACUUACCUCAUAACGGAUCGUUACUGCGAAAAAAGACCCAGAGCGAUGGAGGAGGGCUCUGAGGUGAUUGAGGAUAUUGUAUUUCGAGGAGUGGAGUUUUCUGUGAAGAUAGAGGUCGACAAGGGUUUGCUGAUAGUGGAAAUCUCAGACUCAAUGACAGCGGAUCAGUGGAGAGGGGACUUUAAUCCUGCAUACAUUGAGGACCUCACCCGCAAAACCGGCAACUUCAAGCAGUUCCCUAUUUUCUGCAGCAUGUUGGAAUCAGCAGUUAGAAAGAUGAGUGAUUCGGUUACACUGGACCUCUUGACCUACUCUGACCUGGAGCUGCUACGUAACAGAAAAGCUGGCGUGGUUAGUCGUCCUCGCGGCCAUCAACAGUCAUCUGCUCUCACUGCUAAAAGAUAUUUAAUCCUCAUCUACACUGUGGAGUUUGACAGGAUACACUACCCCUUACCCCUGCCCUAUGUGGGUAAGCCUGACCCGGCUGCCCUGCAGAAGGAAGUCAGAGCUCUGAGAGCUGAGCUCAGCACCGUCUCCGCUCAUGGAAUUAACAAAUCUGCAGAACUAGAAAUACAGCGGCUACGAGCAGAGCUUGCUCGGGUGAAAGAAGAGAAGGAGGCCAUGGCGAACGUUCUGGAGCGAUUGCAGAUCAGUGGAAGUGGUUCUGCGCCUGCAGGAGAGGACUGGAGGGUCAGAGAUGUGGUGAGGACGCUGGAGGAACAGCUCGUCAAGGAGAGGGCCAAAAGUCAACGCUCAGCAAGCAAGAGAUGCCAAGAGCAGCGACUCCUAACGGAGCAGUUUGAGGAGCUGAGAGCAUCAGAGUGUGCUCUCCGUCUUCGUGUCAAGAGUCUCACUAGUGAACUGGCACUACUACGGAGAGGGUUAGACAAUCUAAGCAUCAGAGUGACUCCUGUGUCAGGUCGCAUCAGCUCUCGAGUUGAUGGGGAAAUCUAUCGCUCGCUCUCCCGGGAGAGGAGGUCGGGUUACGGGACAGUCAGGGCUCGCUCGGGAUCCAGAGAACGAAUGGAGAACAGAGGGCAAAGGUCGGAGGAGAGGGGAAGAAGAGCGGACUCCUCGGGUCCACGUGCUCACAUACCCAGGCCAUCACCUUCUCCCACUGGGUCCCGGGUACAACGCUUUGACCCAACUGCUUACAUCCAGGACCGACAGCGCAGACAGAAAGAGGCAGAGCUCAAAAAACAGCGGAAGGUACGGAGGGACAUGCUUACAUCACCUAUUGUCCCUGAGAGGGGGCGGUCACGUUCCAGAGAGGCCUAUCCUCAGAUAGCCAGGUCCAGCAGCAGAGGCAGGAGUUUAUCAGUGGAGCGGAGAGGGAGCAGGAACUCCUCUGACAGCUCGUUAGUGGAUAUGGAUGAAAUGGCCAAAACUCUGUUCAGAGGAAGAAAACAGAAUUACAAUGGACCCAGUGUGUUAAGUGACAAGUCUAGAGGAGGCCUUUUGACCAGGAAGCCAUUAUGCAGCACUCCAACACACAGAAUGAAAGACAAAGAGAGCUCCAUAGAUACGGGGGCUGAGCUGUCGGAGAUCGAUGCCAGGCUGCUGGCACUUCAGGAGUACAUGAGGGACCUGGAUACAGGACACUAACAGUCGCUGCACAACCGGCUGCUCAGCCCACUCCAUGUUACCUGAGGACUUUUCCCUCUGCACAGGCAGAGAAACACAUCUAGCCUCAGACAUGAGCGACGGGUUAUCACUGUGUACGUGUUCAUGUUAAAGCCUGCUACUAAGACUUGAGGAAACAACAGCCAUCACUGUGAAGGACUACUUUUUGUGGACUGAAAUUAUUUUUCUAAUGGACCGAGUUUUUAUUUAUGAACUUAAAAGAUGACUGUGUCUGAGUGUACUGUUGUCUUUUCUUUUGUACAUCUCACCACACCAACUAAAUUAGUAACAUGGACCUGAAAUUUGGCACUACCUCAGUCCAUAAAUAACUUAUUUUCAUCCUUUACUCACCUGUUGAUGUUUUCUUUCCAUUUUUGUUUGGUUAUCUGAGAGCACGGCAUUGUGUUUGUUAGUUACGGAGUCGUCUCCCUGUCAGUGUGCACUAUUUUAAACAAAAAUGUCAAUGCCUAAGUCUGCUUUUUCACUACCUACGUUGGGAUGUGUGUUCUCUUUCCUGCUCGAUUUUGAACUCAACGAUACCCCGUGCAUUUUAAGCAUUAUAGCCAAAACCACUAUACAACCUUUUAUAAGUUGAUCUACAUGGUGCAAUAAAAUGUAAUUAAAUUUUCAGUUUGAACCAAAAUUAACCUAAUUUUCCUUUAAUGUGAUAUCCCAAAUUCAAGCAUAAAAUAUUAAUCUUGUAAGACAUUUGCACAAGGGAGUAAUACUUCUCAUCAAAGGUAAAUUUGACAGACGAGGAAUAUUUGUAUUUAUGUGUACACAAACCCACACCACUAACAUGGUGACUGUGCAUGCAAGAAUAUUAAUAACAUAUUUUUAUAAUGUAGUGAAACUGCCAAAUUUUGUAUUAUCUGCUGUAUGUUUAUGUGCACAGACUGUUACUCUCAUUUGUCCCCAGUCCAAAAUCUUUUAUACCAUCUAAAAUUUCAUUUAUAAGAAAUGCAU